GUCGAAUACAACCUCAGUCGCUCAGAGAUAAGCAGUGAAUUAGGAGUCAACGCAAUAGCCUACUUUUGAUUGUCUGCAUAUUGGAAAAUGGAGCCCGAAGUCCCAUCUUGGCUGAAUGAAUCAUAUUUGGCAACUGUUCUCCAAGGAGGAGUAGACCAGGAACCAAGGGUAACGGUGACCAGCUUUACUGCAAAGUCAGCUCUACCUCUAGACCAGAAUUAUGGAACUUACGUUUUCAGAGUAAAGGUACAAUACACAGUCGGGGAGUCAGUUGACAAACACGUUAUCUCACUAAUAAUUAAAACACCCGUUUCUCACGGGUUUCUCAGUGAAUACAUGGAGAAAAUUGAUCUGUUCAACAGAGAACAAAGGUUUUAUGCCGAUGUACUAUCUCAGUUGAACAAAAGAGCAAAGUUUGAAUUUGGCCCUAAGGAUUUCUACUGCCCUGACAGAAACAGGUUGGUGCUGAAAGAUUUGAACGAAGAUGGCUACGUUAUGGCCGAUAGAUCUAAACAACUGGACUUGUCUCACUGCAAGUUAGUUAUGAUGUCCUUAGGGAAAUAUCACGCAUCUUCUGUAUCCUUACAACACGAAAACUCAAAGCUUGUUGAAGAAGCCGGCUCAGAGAGGUUGUACUACGAUGAAGGUCCUUUUAAAAAGGAGGUGAAAGGAUGGGUCGAAACUUCUUUGAGGUUGGUAAGUGAUGUUCUGAAAGAAAUGAAAGGAUAUGAAAGCUAUGGAGAUUUGAUGCUCAGCAAAGUUGACGGGAUCUGGGAGUACCUUGUGAAGGUAUUCAAACCUAGAAAACAGUCAGUGAAUGUUCUCAACCACGGGGAUUUGUGGGUGAACAACAUGCUGUUCAAAUAUAACAGCUCUGGAACACCAGUUGCUGUUAAGUUAGUGGACUUUCAGUACCCAAGGUACUCAUCUCCAGCAGUUGACCUCAUCUACUUCAUCUGGACUAGUGCGGACGAGGGUGUUCGAGAAACCAAGCAGGAGGAACUGCUCGACAUCUACCUGCAGACUUUGAACUCCACCUUGGAAGAGCUCGGGUGUCAGGAGCGGCUAACUGCCGAAGAGUUGCGGCAAGAUCUGAGAGCACUGGCGGACUGGGUCCUCGUCCUGAUUUGUCAGCUGCUACCCACAGUGCUUUGCGAGCCUAAAGACGUCAUCAAGACGGAAGAUUUCAAACAGGAAGAUUUUGAUCCUGAAAAACCAGAUGAAAGAAUAGAGAAAAGGUAUCAAGGGAAACGAUUCAAAUCUGCUUUACCAACAGUUCUCCGGCAAUACCAGUCUUGGGUAUUCUCUUAAUGAAAAGGGCGGGAUAGAAAUUUCAAGCAAUCCUGAAUUUGUUUUUACGCAUAUAUGAGCUUCUUUUGUAAUUAAAAUAGAUGCCAAAAACGAAUUCAUCAUA
Molecule: messenger RNA, 1414 nt
Organism: Homalodisca vitripennis (glassy-winged sharpshooter)
Lineage: Eukaryota; Metazoa; Arthropoda; Insecta; Hemiptera; Cicadellidae
Exons: 2
Coding region: 88-1311 (407 amino acids)
Source: RefSeq, a predicted model, not a curated record